This is a messenger RNA of Cyprinodon variegatus (sheepshead minnow), 7738 nucleotides long. RefSeq names its product F-box protein 41 (gene fbxo41). The transcript is spliced from 14 exons. The coding region runs from base 296 to 2797 and encodes 833 amino acids. The record is from RefSeq and is a predicted model, not a curated record. Lineage: Eukaryota; Metazoa; Chordata; Actinopteri; Cyprinodontiformes; Cyprinodontidae. Gene Ontology annotation, molecular function: protein binding.
CCGCUGAAGGUUUUGUUCCUGCCUCGUGCAGAGGUUUGAUUUGCGGCGUCCUGCUCAGCGGACAGGAUCGGGAACACGGCAGGAUCACAGGACCUCCAGAGUAAAGAGACUGUUUCCUGUGCAGUCAUGUGACUGACCUGGCUCUUUCAUUUUAAGGUGGGAUCUCCCCUUCGCAUGCUGACUAGCCCUGGAUGCCCCAUUCUCGCCAUGAGAGGUCUCACCACCCUGCCCUCAUACUGGCGCUGCCACUGUGCCGCAUGAGCGCCCCCUUCCCCUCCGGCAGUUACUGCACGGAAUGGCCUCUCUGGACCUGCCAUACCGCUGUCCUCGCUGCGGGGAGCACAAGCGCUUCCGAAGCCUUUCAUCCUUACGAGCCCACUUGGAAUACAACCACACAUAUGAAACCCUUUAUGUCCUCUCCAAAUCCAACAGUGUAUGUGACGCUGCUGCUCUGCUGCCCCUAGUGGCUGAGGGAGCUCUCCUCACACCUGCCAACAACAACGACCCUUUCGAACCGCUUCGGCCUUCAGCUCUAAAGGAGCGGCACUUUCCCUGCAGGGAGCUUCCCUGCGCAGACGACCUCAGCCUGACGCCUGCUAACUCCAACUCUGCAGCCAGGUACAUUCCAAAUGUGGAGUUCCCCCUGGGGGAGAUCUUUAUGAAGAAAGCAAUGACAUCCACAGACCCGGGUACCCAUGGAAACCCCAGCACAGCUGUGGCUGUGGCUGCAAAUGUGGCAGCUAGUGCCGUAGAGGCAGCUUAUGAGGAGGGCCUGGCCAGGCUAAAGGCGCGGGCGUUUGAGCGGCUGGAACUGGACGAGAGGCUCGAGAAGCUAUCAGAGGAGGUGGAGCAGAAAAUAGCGGCCCGUGUAGGCCGUCUUCAAGCAGAGCUGGAGAGGAAGAGCUCUGAGCUGGAGCGGGCCAAGCAGGAGAGCGAGCGGCUGAGCCAGGAGAAACAGGACCUGGAGGACAAGGCCUCCGAGCUGUCUCGGCAGGUGGAUGUCUCUGUGGAAAUGCUGGCCAACCUCAAACAGGACCUGGUAAACAAAGAGGCGGAGCUAAACCACAAACAGCAGGAGGUUGCACAGAUUGACCAGUUCCUUCAGGAGACGGCAGCAAGGGAAGCCAACGCCAAGGUGCGUCUGCAGCAGUUCAUCGAGGAGCUUCUGGACCGCGCCGACCGUGCAGAGAAACAGCUGCAGAUCAUCAGCAGCUGCGGCACCACGCCCAACGGCAGCCUGGGACGCUGCAGCCUGCAGGCCUCCAAGGGCACUGGGCGCCAGAGAAAUUCCAGCCUCUCCGGGAGCACGAGGGGAAUGUACCAAGUCUCAGAGAGACACUCCUCUCCCAGCACAGGAGCAUCAGGAAGGAUAAAGACUGUCUCUCAGGGUUCUGGAGGUUAUGGCAGUGAUAGCAUCGAGAUGCAUCCCAUGGAGGAUUGUCCUGAGACGCAGUACUAUCACAUGCAGUGCCAGAUGGGCGAGGGUGGCUACGAGCGCUCCCCUGGAUGUGGACCUAGAAAUUGGGGACUUCGCAAACAGGCCAUUCAAAACUGGCAGCGACGACCAUACAGGAACAGCACUGAAGGCGAGGAGGGGGACGUUUCAGACGUUGGUUCCCGGACUACAGAGUCUGAAGUGGAGAUGUGGGAGCAAGAGAGGAGAGCUGUGGCUGAGGUUCAGCAGUCUGCAGUACCUUAUUCUCACCACAGCAGGGCAGCGUAUCGCCCCAACACAGGUCGGUCUGAAGUGGUCUACAGCAAGCCAUGCCGUCAUGAAAAGAGCCCUUCAAAAUCCAACGAGGUGAUCAGUCCGGAGAUCCUGAAGAUGCGCGCAGCCCUUUUCUGCAUCUUCACCUACCUGGACACGAAAACCCUCCUGAGAACUGCCGAGGUCUGCCGCAACUGGAGGUUUGUGGCUCGUCACCCAGCUGUGUGGACCAGAGUGCUGCUGGAAAAUGCCCGUAUUUCUUCCAAGUUUCUGACCACAUUGUCUCAGUGGUGCACUCAGACGCACUCUCUCAUUCUGCAAAACCUUAAACCAAGGCAGCGAGGCAAGAAGGAAUCCAAGGAGGACUACCUUAAAAGCACACGUGGCUGUCUCGAGGAAGGUUUGGAGGCGUUGUUAAAGGCCACAGGAAGUAACCUGCUGAUACUAAAGAUUUCACACUGUCCCAACCUGCUGACUGAUCGCUCCCUAUGGUUGGCCAGCUGCUACUGCCGCGCCCUCCAGGCCGUAACCUACAGGAGCGCCACAGACCCGGUUGGCCAGGAGGUCAUCUGGGCCCUCGGCGCUGGCUGUAGGGACAUUAUUUCACUGCAGGUGGCGCCACUACAUCCAUGUCAACAACCUGCACGUUUCAGUAACCGAUGUCUGCAGACCAUUGGAAGAUGCUGGCCACAUCUCCGUGCUCUAGGUGUGGGUGGAGCUGGAUGUGGGAUUCAGGGACUGGCCUCACUGGCGAGGAACUGCAUGCGUCUCCAGGUAUUGGAGUUGGACCAUGUCAGCGAAAUCAACCAGGAGGUGGCAGCAGAGGUUUGCAGAGAGGGUCUCAAGGGUCUGGAGAUGCUGGUUCUUUCAUCUACACCAGUCACACCUAAAGCCUUGCUUCACUUUAACAGUGUUUGCCGCAACCUUAAAUCCAUCGUUGUGCAGAUUGGUAUAGACGACUACUUUGAGGACCCCAACAGCCCAGAAGCCAGAAAGCUGUUUGAUGAAAUGGUGAACAAGCUGCAGGCUCUGAAGAAGAGACCAGGUUUCUCCAAAAUCCUCCAUGUGAAAGCAGACAGCCUCUGCUAACGUCCUUUAUGCAGGUUGCUUAAGGCAGCAACUACAGAUUGAGUUGAUCGGCUGAACACAGGUAGCUUGGGCCCACCUCCUGGGGGUAGAGUGCAUUUGGGGCACAAGAAACAAGAAAGUUUAAAUAGAUGAAUACAGAGCAAGGAUGACAAAGGAUAUUAAAACUAAAUACAAAUCUGAAACCAAACGGCAGCAGACUGGAUAAAAAUGGGCUAAAUGUUGGUGUGCCUCUGAUGAACAACCGGUUUAAACUUAAAGAAAUCCAACAUUAUUUAAACUCGCCUCUCAUGCACAUUCUCUCUAAAUGUGGAGUUUCUCAUCCAGCAAACCCAGGUCAGUAGUGGGGCCUGCAUUUACCCUUCUGCAUUAUGCUUGACACAGACUUGCUUCAAUACCAACUGCAGGCGAAAGAUAGGGAUCAUAUGCACUUUCCACAGACGUAUAUGUUUCUUCUUAGAGCAUUAUAACAGGGGCUUUAUGUUUGGGUGUGAUGUAAAUAAACAAAUGCUUUUCCCACUCUGCCCCAACCCCAAAAAACUAGCAAAAUCCACAUUUUUGAGCACUUACUACUUCCUGGCACUGUGAGGGGGGCCCUGCCCUGUAACACACAUUUACCAUGGUACCGUCAGAUUUUGCCGGCAGUAUUGCCCUCUACUUCCUUCUUUUAGCAAAUCCACUUCAACCAAUUUGGAUUCAGACUUGUUGAUCUCUGUUGUCACAAAUGGACCUGUUUUCACUGGAGAAUGGGAUGGAGUAUCCUAAGUCGCUGGUGCCAUUUGUUGCGACCUUCAUCUAUAUUCCAGUGAGUGUUUCCCUCUCUGCGGUGUGCCAAAUAGAAAAUGAAGAGGAAAGAGGCAAGUGACUACCAAAAGGCCUGAAUUUGCUACAAGCAGAAGUAGCUCAAACUGAAUAUAAAGUGUUGUGUUUGCUAUAAAACAAAUUACCCAGGUGUGUACAGGUGUUGAAGUGUUUGUUUUCAUACUGAACAGUGCCAUUUGCAUCACAGGGGCUAUUCUGUUUAGUUGGGUUCAUUAUCUGACCUGCUUCAACCCUCUUUUAAAGUUUACUUCCACCCAGUGGUGUAGAGAUCUCCUCAACCUGAGGAGAUCUGGGGCUUGUCUUUAGCUUCAGAUUAUGAUCUAAGGGAUCAGGUCUUUAAAUUAGGAAAUGUGUAUUGCAGAAAUAUAAAUGAGAUUAGCAGUACCCUUUGAGGGGAAGACACACUGUUCUGUUCAUCCUCUGGUUCUAGUUCCACUCUGCUUUGGUGGAAACAUAACCCUACUGGUCUGAUGGCUUUGUCUUGAUCUGGAAGUUUCUUGAUGUGUUUACCAGGCCUUAAAAAAGGAUUCAGUUUUUUUUUUUUUUUCUUUUGACAGAAUGUAACCCCCUACUUUGGACCAAAAAUGGUUUGUAUUUUGGUGCACAGAGUUUUCAUUCUCUAACUUUAGUGAAGUGCAAUAUUUCAUUAUUCACCUUGACUAAAAAUGCACAAAAUCUGAUAGGACUAUGCUGACAUCAGUCUAAAGGCAGAAUAUGGCAGUCCUUCCUUUUUUUUUGCAGCAUGUUGCUUAGAGGGUUCCUACACAGUCCUCACAAGUAUAGAAUUUGCAGCUGACAGUCUUGAAUUGUAUGGGGAAAAAAGGCUCCAAAUGUGUAAAAAUAUUUGCUUUAUCAUAAUUAAUUUAAAAAAUGGAAAUGAAAGAAGUAUAAAAGAAAAACAUUCAAAAUGACUGUUUCAUUUUCAUGGUCUCCACAUUGAGGCAUAACUUUUUGAAAGAAGAGAUCAAGCUAGGACUUUUUUAGACUUAAAGGUAUAGUAGAGGAUGUUCUUUUUCCAGGUGGAUAAUCAAAAUAAUUGGUCCCCCUAAAUGUCAAUAAUUCUGAUAUGUUUAUGUAAGCCCAUCCUUUGUGCUCAUCCCCAUUUUUACUUACCGGUGGAGUGAAAAUGGGGAGAGUAAACUUGUAUUGUACCCACGGGGAGCAAAAAGCAGUGAUCAUCUAUCCGAACGGUAAAGUAAGUUCACUGUGCUCGUAUAAAUCUAAAGUCUCCUAUAUAUAAAGUCUACUAUAUAGUCCCCGCUCUAUAUAGUGACUGAGGGAUUUAUGGGUUAGGGUGGAUGUUCGUACACAUUAAGCUUGUAUAAGCGAUGCAAACAGAAACAUGCACUCUCCUAUGCAUUUAAUAGACGUUCCCUCGGGAGCGGGUACAUGGUUGUGCAUGUUUGUUUUUUUUUGUUUUUUUUUAAGUGGAGAGGAUGGGUCUUCUCAAAAAUUCACGAAAAUCCUCCACUAUACCUUUAAUUGGUUCAAAUAAGCAUAGUAGCUCAUUGUUCCAAACCUUUGAGCUUCAAAGUCUUGCCACAAAGUAAUAUCCAAAUUAGCCCAAAGACGUAUCUCUAGAUAGUAAUAUUGAUGAAACUGUCUCCACAACUGCCGAACCUUAAGCACAAUCCAAUCAGGGAUAUUGUCCUAAAAUAAGAUAAAAUAUUGUUUGAUGUAUCAUUGCUGACUUUUUGAGACAAAAAACUUGUCUUGAAAUGACAUUAUCUUUAGAUAACGGGACAAGAAAACCGAAGCUUGCCAUGGAACCUUAUGCUAUCUUAAGAUUUAUUUAUUAUACAGCUUUAUAAUGAGAAAAUUAGACCAAGAUCUUAAGCGUGUAAAACGCUGAUAUUAUCAUCUAAACAAAAGCCCAAGAUCUGAUCCUCUUAUGACAAGAUUAGUUCAUUUUAAUAAAAAAAAAAAAAAAUGAGCUAAAAUCCUGCUAUCUUGGGAUAGUGAGAUAAGAAAUUAGCUCUCGAAAUAAAUUAAGAUUGAGAUCUUGUUUUUUAUGAUAGCCUAAAUAUUUAGAUUAUAGCUAACAAAAUCAUUUUAUUUCAAGAUAAUGAGCCAUUAUAAUUGUAAAAUGUACGAGCAAGUUUGGGGUGUUAUCUCUUUAUUUGGCAAAGCAGUCAAGAGAAUUAGUCUUAAUCUAUCAAAUCUGUUAUGAGAGAAAAGCCUGAUCUAAAUGUCCCCACAAAGUUAGCCAUGAAACCUUCAUGAAAACAGUAAAAGCUUGAUCUCUUUAUAUUUGAUUUGAAUAAUUAAACUAAUGAGAACUAUGUAAACUUGUUACCUUGAGAUCAUGGCAAAAACAAAACACAGUGGUAAGAUUUUUUUAAGGAACUAAAUGGAAACUCACUAAAAUGUCUGCUUCCUUACAGUUUUAUGCCUGUUAUGUGUGACUCUGGUUUAGAUGUUGAAAUGGGUUUAAGUGUUUUAGAACUAAUACUCAAUCCAAAACACUACAGAACAUUUUCUAUACAUGCUAUACAAAUUGUUGUACUUCCAUGUGAUAAAUGGAGCAAAAAAGAGAAAUCAAGUGAAUGUGGAAGUUUGAAACAAAUAUGUGGGAACCCUAUGCUUAACUUGCACACCGUGAUCAUGUUGGAUUAUGUGUCUCGUCAUCCUGUUGGAAAUGUUCUUUAAGCUGUGACUUCACGGUCUCCCUAUUUUCAUCCCAUCCGGAUUGAUUGAUUGAUAACUUCCCUGAAGGAUGAAGGUUCGUGAUGAAAGGGAGAAACUUCACUGUUUAGAAUAAAACUAACAGAAAGCACUUGUUGAUUUUGAGUUUCUGACAAUCCUGCGUAGGUCAUCAGCUACCCUGUACAUAAUGUUUGAAGAUUUUAAAAAAGAAAAAGUAAAAAAAAAAAAAAAAGACCAACAUUUGAUGUUGUUAUAACAAGUUGAUGAGUCAGAGUGGAAAAGCUGAAGUUUACAAGUCUUCAUUUAGAGUCUAAUGAAGGAUAACGCAUAGAGAAUUAUAUUAUGUCUAACAGUAGUGUGAAAUUGCAGUUGUGUACUAGAUACUUUAUAUUAAAUGUGCAUCAGAUUCAUAUAGAAAUGGAAAUUAUUUAAGAAGAUGAUAAUUCAGCUAUUUAUUUCUAUAUAAAAAGAGCGCUGUGUACAGUAUAAUGUUGGCAUGUUUGUGUUCAUGCAUCAAUCAUUGAGUUGCCUUUUUAACUGUACUGCUACUGUGGCAAAAAAACAAAACAAAAAAAAAUGGCUAUUAGAUGUUUAAAGAGCUUUGAUUGCCUGCAGGUUAAUAAUAUUCUUCAUUUGAUCCUGUCUGUUGUUGCACUAUAGAUAAAAAAAAGAACUAUUUCAGAUGUUUAUUAUAAGAGUGUUUUUAAUGUUUUCGGGUAUUUAAAAAAAUGCACUUUUCUUUCUUGAACACUUAUUUUUUUGGCCUUUUUGGUCAUCUCGAUGGACAUAUGUUUUUGGGAUGUUGGUUUCUUGAUUAUUGGAAUAACAGUAAUAAUUUGCAUAUUCUUCAAAAGAACAGGCAACAUCUCCCCACAUCUCUGUGGACUACAUUUAAGUGCUUUUUAGGUUGCCAGUAUGACCUUAUAUUUGUAUUUGUUGCCAUUCUUGUUUGACUUCUGUCCCGUAAAUGUCAUAUUCAGAAGGACAGUAUACUCUCUUUUUUGUGAAUACAGACUCACUCCGGAUGCGGUGGGGCCUGUAGGCCCUAAAAGCAUAAAGGCCAGUCACUCUGGGAAAAAAAAAAAUGUAUUUUUGGCUUCCAUCUCUAAUGUCUUGCCUUUCUCAUUCAAAGUCUGAAGCAUCAUCUUUAUCUUUUCGUUUACUAAACUGUCCUCUGUUACCAGUUUUAUCAUGCUGUGCAAUAGAAAAAACUGUGUGUGUGCUAAUGUGCCCAUGUAUAUAUUUUAUGUAUGAAUGAUUGUACUCUGCCCAUUCAUCUAAGUGUGUUUUACACAUUAUACCUCAACAUUUAACAGGGCAAUUAUUAAUGAUUCAUUUUUUUCCAGAUAUUUAGUUUGUUUCUUACUGCCAUCAAUAGGUUAUUCAUUCAAGUUCCUGCUACAACAUGAAUUCUGUUGAUGAAAACAAAAAAACUUUCCCAAAAAGAUCGAAAGCCUUCUACGAUGACUGCAAUAG